Molecule: messenger RNA, 1018 nt
Organism: Penaeus vannamei (Pacific white shrimp)
Lineage: Eukaryota; Metazoa; Arthropoda; Malacostraca; Decapoda; Penaeidae
Source: RefSeq, a predicted model, not a curated record
AUGAGGGUGGCUCUCGACUCCUCAGCCCAACCUGCCAAAUCUGGACGAUCCACCGCCAUUCCCAACAUCCCAGACUCCGACUGGGAUAUGGAUGUUGACGAUUCUGACGACGAUGCCGACUACUCGCCGGAGGCAACGGAGAGCGACGCCGACUGGGAGGAGUUUGAUUACGUGUCGUCGCAUGACACGUCCAUCGACUCCGACGAGCCGUUGUCAGCUGUUGCACGUCGGUUUGCUAUGAGGAACGCUCCAGGGACUCCGGGUUUCGUCUGGAAGAAGAAGAGGCCUUUCGUGCGCCGUCACCCCUUCCAGGGCGUCCCAGGGGUCGAAGAAGCAUGCCUCCUGCAUGCCGACUCGACGGCAAGAGAGAUCUUGGACUGCUUCCUGACACCGGAAUUGUGGGACACUAUGACGAGGGAGACCAACCGGUAUGUGGAGCAGAGGCCGGUCACCCCAUCUUCACACAUGAAGACUUGGGAGAAUACGACUGUGGAGGAGCUGCAGUCAUUCAUUGGCCUCCGCCUGCUCAUGGGCCUGCAGCCGCGACCGCAUUCGCGGUAUUAUUGGUCGAAGAACCGGUUGCUUUCCUCGUCUGUGUUCCCUGAAACGAUGACCAGGGAUAGAUUUGAUUUACUGCAAAGUCGGCUUCACUUCUCGGACAACGAGGACCCCCGUGCCGACACCGACCGUCUGUGGAAGCUGCGACCGGUGUUGGAUAUCCUCGAUACGACGUUCAAGACGGUCUAUAUCCCUGACAGGAAAAUCGUGGUUGAUGAGUCGCUGUGGGCGUUCAGGGGACGUCACCACGCGAUUCAAUUCAACCCGACGAAGAGGGCGCGGUUCGGGAUGAAGCCAGGGGAAACCCUGGUGGAGGUCCGAAGCGUUUCUAACGUGCAAAUCGAUCGCCAGAGCUGAGUAUAGGGGCGAAAGACCAAUCCAACUAUCUAGUAGCUGGUUCCCUCCGAAGUUUCCCUCAGGAUAGCUGGCACUCGCAUCGAACGAGUUCCAUCCGGUAAAG